This is a messenger RNA of Cuscuta campestris, 711 nucleotides long. NCBI's taxonomy places the organism in Eukaryota, Viridiplantae, Streptophyta, Magnoliopsida, Solanales, Convolvulaceae. The record is from the annotation of a GenBank genome assembly.
CCAUGGGAUGAAAAUCAUGUUGAGCAGCAAGUUUCUGUCAACAUCGAUGAAAAUGAUGAAGGUGCACAGGAGUACCAAUCUGCAGAGAAUGACCAGAAAAUUCCAGUUAGCUCAAAUAUUAUUCCUGAUUCAUCCACAACAACUGGAACAGAGCAUCCUCAGCGAACUAGAAGAAGACCAGCAUGGAUGGCUGAUUAUGAGCUUCCAACCUCGUCCUCUGGUCUGCCGGCAUCUCAGCGGUGGGAGUUGCUGCUCCAGUCUCCACCACAGCCCAAAGCUCUUUGGACCGGAGAAAGUUUUCCAUCACCAUGCUCCAAUGAUCGUAGUGACCAUCAAAGCGGGGAAUAGAAGGUUGAACAAAGCCUUCAGAUGCCAUGGAUCAAUUGAUAUUGCUGCUGCAGUGAAUUUAUGUGGCUCUGAUACCAAAUGUAGACUGGGUUUCUUUGGGAACUUUUAUCAAACAGGUUGUGAGCAACCUUAAUAAGAAGAAAUAUAUGAAACUAAUAUAAAUUGGAGAACUCAGGAAAUCAACAGAGGAAUCAGAGAAGAACUUAAUGAUAUAUUAUUCCAUAGGAAAGCCAAUUUAUAGGCCAUACAUGAAAGAAACUAUAUCUGCUAAAAAGAAGGAAAGCCAUAGAAGUGUACAGCUACUUCCUAAAGAAUAGGACAACAAACUUGAUUAAUACGGAGUACUAAAAAUACUGAGUCAAU